AUGUCCCCGGAGCCGUCCGUCUGGCCGGCUCAGGACGAUCACCACUCGCGUUCCCUCGCCGCCGCCCAACCUCCUCGUGAAGCUCGCCCUCGACGGUCGCGUCGCAAGAAGGACGACGAAGCAGAUCUCGACCGCAAAGACACCAAAGUGACCAAACCCAAGGAGAAAGAAAAAGAUAAGGACAAGGACCGAGAGAAGGAAAAGGACAAGGAUAAGUCCAGAGAGAAGGACAACAACAAGGAAAACGAUAAGGAUAAAGACGGGCAGGAGCAGAAGGAGUCGAAACGGGGCAAUCGACGCCAACGCGAUAAAUCCGUGUCUAUGUCAAACGCUCAUUCCUCGACCAAUUCGGCCUCCCAUUCUCGCAAGAAACCAAAGCUGGAGGAGACGCCUGCGGAACAGAGGCCUUCCAUGCCGGCUUCCACUGCGCCGCCCGCUCCAAUUCCAGCUCCCACGGCAGCUCCAGCUCCGCCAGCUCCUACUACUCCCGCGGCCAGUCCUCCAGCUCCUCUGCCGGCCGCCUCUUUGUACCAUCAUCAUCAUUAUCACCACCACCAACCCCCAUCGCACAUGCAACAAGGACCUCGCCCUUCGCUGCAAUCGUCCGCUUCGCUACCGUCGUCAGCUCACCCCACCCCGGUGCAGUCGGUUUCCUACCAUAGUCAUACGAUGGCUCCGGUAGGGCCGCCCCCGCGCCCUCAAUCUCAACCUCCUCCCCCGCCGCCGACCAGGACCAGCGGCCAGAAUUUUGACCCCAUUCGGUCGGCAUUUGACACGGCCACCCCAGCUCCAGCUCCGGUUUCAACCCCAGGGCCUACCUCUACCUUCAGUCCGUCGGCGCGCCCGCCAUCACCCCGGCCACAGUUCCGUGCCAGCGCGUCGCCGGCUAUCGCCAGCAUAAUCGAUCCCCCUACGAAUUCGUCGCCUCCGCUCUAUGCUCCCCGGUCCUACGUCUCCCCCGGGCGUGGCAAUUCGGCCUACUCUCCCUCGCCGGCUGCCACACCGGCCAUCGCGCCCACGCCUCCGCCUCUGUUCCCCCCUCAAGCCCGACCAGUUUCUCCUUACGCUCAUCGAUCGCCCUACCCGCCUCAGCCGCAACCGCAACCGCAACCGCAACCGCAGCAGCCCUCCCAUCAAUCUUCGCCCUCCAAUUCGUCUCCGCCGGCCCAGCAUGCGCCGAUGAUCCCACCUGCGAUGCCCGAGCCUUCGCAACCGGCCUCGUCAAAUAAUCAGCGGGCGCCGUCGCCCGAGCCAACUCCCAUGGACGUCGAUGCGGAUCGCUCUCCCCCGUCUGCGGUGGCUACAACCCCCAAAAAGGAAAACAAAGCACCUCCCACGGCACCUCCCACGGCACCACCAUCGGACCCUACAUCGCCGAAGCCUCCCCGCGCGGCAAAGGAAGCUCCCUCGGCGCUACCCCAAGGCUCCGGACUGAUCUCCAAUGCGCUGUUCGGCAUGGGCGACGGCGCAUCAACUGACGAUCCCUCUUCGCAACGCACGCCCAGUAUCAUUCUGCAUAUCCCCCUACAGGGCAAUGGCGAUCGGAUUGUUAAUUUCGCCCGUCUAGCGGAGGAGCAGUACGGGUUUGCAGCGCUGCAUCCCCGUCUUGCCGCCCACAAGGAGCGACUGGCCCGCGUGGCUGCGGCAGGUGCUGCGUUGGAACGGAACGAUAAGAUUGGUCGCGGAGUCUCGGCUGGAGAGAGUGCGGACGAGGACCUGAGCCUGGAGAUGGAUCGGGACAGUGAUCUGGAAGGGGAAAGCGCGCUUGGCCCGUCAGCGGCUCGCGCCAACGGGCCCGAGGCUACGGAGGGAAAGAAGAAGCGCCGCAGGAAGAAGAUGGAGGAAUAUGACCGAGACGAUCCGUUUGUGGACGAUAGCGAGUUAGCCUGGCAGGAACAGGCCGCAGCGAGCAAAGAUGGGUUCUUUGUAUACAGUGGACCGCUGGUGCCCGAGGGCGAGAAGGUGCAAGUUGAACGCGCCGACGGCACAAUCAAACGUGGUCGCGGCCGUGGACGUGGAGGUCGCGGACGAGGCCCGCCAACCACCCAGCAUCAAGUUCCCCUGGCGGCUGCCGUCCCCAUAUCGCAGGAAACCGGCCUUCCUCUACGCGGUCCCGGAUCACGAGGUGGCAAUCCGCGCCGUCCGCGGGCCAAAGCGGCUCGUCAACAAACGGAGCAGGACAAAUCGAACGGAAAUGGGCAUACAUCGCAUGGUCGAGGCGGAGGAGUCGCUGGCCGCGGAGGCUCGAUGAGUACACGAGGAGGAAAGACGCCGUCGAUGGUCGAAUUGGCCCCGCGGCCAAACAUAGCGACUCCCCUUUCCGGACCUGAGCACGAACUGGGGACGAAAUAA
Messenger RNA from Aspergillus melleus, 2352 nucleotides. RefSeq lists its product as uncharacterized. The transcript has 2 exons. Lineage: Eukaryota; Fungi; Ascomycota; Eurotiomycetes; Eurotiales; Aspergillaceae. The record is from RefSeq and is a predicted model, not a curated record. Bases 1 to 2352 code for a protein of 783 amino acids.